Pyrgilauda ruficollis (rufous-necked snowfinch) is the source of this 5354-nucleotide messenger RNA. RefSeq names its product phosphatidylinositol-4-phosphate 3-kinase catalytic subunit type 2 beta (gene PIK3C2B). The transcript has 31 exons. The coding region runs from base 41 to 4870 and encodes 1609 amino acids. The record is from RefSeq and is a predicted model, not a curated record. Gene Ontology annotation, biological process: phosphatidylinositol-mediated signaling; cell migration; phosphatidylinositol 3-kinase/protein kinase B signal transduction. Gene Ontology annotation, cellular component: plasma membrane; cytoplasm; phosphatidylinositol 3-kinase complex. Gene Ontology annotation, molecular function: 1-phosphatidylinositol-4-phosphate 3-kinase activity; phosphatidylinositol binding; 1-phosphatidylinositol-3-kinase activity. Lineage: Eukaryota; Metazoa; Chordata; Aves; Passeriformes; Passeridae.
GAGCAGCAGGAUGCCGUUCUCCUGACCCCCAUCCCGCAGGAUGUCGUGCCGCCGCGGCCCCGGCGAGCCGUGGCCGGCGCUGGAGUCGGUGGGGCUGAGCCGCAAGGAGCUGGCGCUGGCCGAGGCGCUGCAGAUGGAGUACGACGCCUUAUCCCGGCUCCGCCAGGACAAGGAGGAGAGUCGGGCCAGGAAGGAGCAGCUCCAGGAGCGCUCCCUCAUCUCCUGGGACGACCCCGUGGACAGGAACGCCAUCAAAGCGGCGCGGGGGCUCUCCGGCUCCGACCCCGCGCUCGGCCGCGCCGUGCCCGCCGUCCCCGAGGGUCCCCAAGCGCCGCCCGGGCCCAGCCCGCCCCGGCCGGAGCCGCAGCCCUGGAAGGGCCCCCUGAGCGGGGAUUACCUGCUCAUCUUCGAGGGCUCCCAGCGGGAUUUCCUCGGGGAGCCCCUCAACGGCUCCGAGCCCCACGACGGCGGCGGUUCCCCCAAAAAGCUCUCGCCGCCCCCGCUGCCCCCGCGGCACCCGCUGUGGGGCUGUCCCGAGGGCAGCCAGCGCUCGGGGAAGGCGUCCCCGCUGUCCCCCAAGGGCCAGGCCCAGCCCAGGGACAUCAACAUGUUCUCGGUGGCUCAGGACAAGCUUUUGGGGCGCCGCAUCUCCCAGGAGGAUCCCUACGGCGUGGACGCCAUCACCUGCCUCAACCUCAAGUCCACCUACGAGUGCGAGGUGCUGAGGGAAGGUUCCCGGGGCUGGAAGGAAGGCAGGAGCAUCCUGGAGAAGGAAUCCAGCGGGAAGCCGGUGGCGCGGAGCAAGACCAUGCCCCCCCAGGUGCCCCCGCGCACCUACGGAGCCCGCGCGGGCACCAGGAAGAACCUGGCGGCCAACAGGAACCGCAGGAUCUCCGUGGAGCCGGUGGGGCUUCCCAGGGGGGAAUUGGAGCUGGGCUGGGAUGGAGCUGGGAAUUCAGAGACGGGAAUUCAGACCCUGAGCCAUCCCUGCUCCCGCAGGCUGCGCUCCAGCUCCGGCUGCAGGGACGGCUCUGGCUCGGGCUUGGUGUGGAGCGCGGUGAGCCGGAGCGCGGAGCAGCCGGGCCACGGCGCCAGCCUGAAGGUGACAGUGCUGUGUGACAGCCUGAGGGAGCCGCUGACCUUCACCUGCGACUGCUCCUCCACCGUGGACCUGCUGAUCUACCAGGCGCUGUGCUACACCCACGACGAGCUCCACGCCGUGGACGUCGAGGAUUUCCUGCUCAAGAUCUGCGGCCUGGAGGAAUUCCUGCAGAACAAGCACUCGCUGGGCAGCCACGAGCACAUCCAGCACUGCAGGAAAUUCGACAUCGACAUCCGGCUGCAGCUGCUCAGGAGGAAGGGGGUGCGCAGCGACCUGGCCCGCACGGCCAGCGAUGACCAGAGCCCGUCCACCCUCAACCACCACAUCCACCUGCAGGAGCGACCCAUCAAACAGACCAUCAGCAGGCAGGCCCUGAGUCUCCUCUUCGACACCUUCCACAACGAGGUGGACGCGUUCCUGGCGGCCGAGGGCGACGUCCCCCUGAAGGCCGAGCGGGUGAUCCAGUCGGUCAUGGCCAUCUGCAGCGCCCUGGCGGCCGUGGAGUCGCAGGAGAUCACCGCCGCCCUCAACCAGAUGCCGCCCUGCCCGUCCCGCAUGCAGCCCAAAAUCCAGAAGGAUCCAAACGUUCUGGCCAAGAGGGAAAAUCGAGAGAGGAUCGUGGAGAGCCUCACGGCCGCCAUCCUCAACCUGGUGGAGCUCUACUGCAGCACCUUCAACGCCGACUUCCAGACGGCCGCGCCCGGCAGCCGCGAGCUGGGCGUGGCGCAGGAGGCGCGGCUGCUCACCUGCCCCCUGAGCUUCACCGUCUACGCCACGCACCGCAUCCCCAUCACCUGGGCCACCAGUUAUGAAGAUUUCUACCUCUCGUGCUCCCUCAGCCACGGCGGGAAGGAGCUGUGCAGCCCCCUGCUCACCAGGAAGGCCCACGUCUACAAAUACCUCUUCCACCUCAUCAUUUGGGACCAGCAGAUCUGCUUCCCGGUCCAGGUGAACCGGCUGCCCCGGGAGACCCUGCUCAGUGUCACCCUCUUCGCCGUGCCCGUGCCACCCCCGGGCGGCUCCUCGGACGCCAACAAGCAGCGGCGGGUCCCCGAGGCCCUGGGCUGGGUCACCACCCCCCUCUUCAACUUCAGGCAGGUCCUGACCUGCGGGCGGAAGCUCCUGGGCUUGUGGCCGGCCACUCAGGACAACUCCAGGGCCAGGUCGAGCGCCCCAAACUUCAACCAGCCCGACAGCGUCAUCCUGCAGAUCGACUUCCCCACCUCGGCCUUCGAGGUGAAGUUCACCAGCCCGCCCGCGGCCGAGGGCAGCCCCCGCUACGAGUUCGGCAGCCUGGGGGAGGAGGAGCAGCGCCAGCUGCGGGAGGCCAUGCAGAAAAAAUCCCUUUAUUGGCUGACAGAUGCGGACCGGCAGCGGCUGUGGGAGAAGCGCUGUCACUGCCACGCGUCCCCCGGCGCCCUGCCCAUGCUGCUGGCCAGUGCCCCCAGCUGGGACUGGGGCUGCCUGCCCGACAUCUACGCCCUGCUCAGCCAGUGGAGCUCCAUGAGCCACCAGGACGCCCUGGGGCUGCUGCACGCCACGUUCCCAGACCAGGAGGUGAGGAGGACGGCCGUGCAGUGGAUCGACUCCAUCUCGGACACGGAGCUGCUGGAUUACCUGCCCCAGCUGGUGCAGGCCCUGAAGUACGAGUGCUACCUGGACAGCCCCCUGGUGCGCUUCCUCAUGAAGAGGGCCAUCUGUGAUCUGAAGAUCACCCACUACUUCUUCUGGCUGCUGAAGGAUGGCCUCAAGGACUCCCAGUUCAGCAUCCGGUACCAGUACCUGCUGGCGGCGCUGCUGUGCUGCUGCGGGAAGGGGCUGCGCGAGGAGUUUGACCGGCAGUGCCUGUUGGUCAGCACGCUGGCCAGGCUGGCACAGCAGGUCCGGGACGCCGCCCCAUCCGCCCGCCAGGCCAUCCUGCGCGAGGGGCUGGAGGACGUGGCGCAGUUCUUCAAGGCCCACGGCUCGUGCCGGCUGCCACUCAGCCCCAGCCUGCUGGUCAAGGGCAUCGUGCCCCAGGACUGCUCCUACUUCAACUCCAACGCCGUCCCGCUGAAGCUCUCCUUCCAGAACGUCGAUCCGCUCGGAGAGAACAUCCGCGUCAUCUUCAAGUGUGGCGAUGACCUGCGGCAGGACAUGCUGACGCUGCAGAUGAUCCGCAUCAUGAACAAGAUCUGGGUGCAGGAGGGGCUGGACAUGCGCAUGGUCAUCUUCCGCUGCUUCUCCACCGGCCGCGGGCGAGGCAUGGUGGAGAUGAUCCCCAACGCCGAGACCCUGCGGAAAAUCCAGGUGGAGCACGGCGUGACCGGCUCCUUCAAGGACCGGCCGCUGGCAGACUGGCUGCAGAAACACAACCCCGAGGAGGACGAGUACGAGAAGGCCGUGGAAAACUUCAUCUACUCCUGCGCCGGCUGCUGCGUGGCCACGUACGUGCUGGGCAUCUGUGACAGGCACAACGACAACAUCAUGCUCAAGACCACGGGCCACAUGUUCCACAUUGAUUUUGGCCGGUUCCUGGGCCACGCCCAGAUGUUUGGCAACAUCAAGAGGGACAGGGCACCAUUUGUGUUCACCUCGGACAUGGCGUAUGUCAUCAACGGUGGGGACAAGCCCUCCAGCCGCUUUCACGACUUCGUGGACCUGUGCUGCCAGGCCUACAACCUGAUCCGCAAGCACACCCACCUCUUCCUCAACCUGCUGGGGCUGAUGCUGUCCUGCGGCAUCCCCGAGCUCUCCGACCUGGAGGACCUCAAGUACGUCUAUGACGCGCUGAGGCCGCAGGACUCUGAUGCCGAUGCCACCACCUACUUCACCAGGUUGAUCGAGUCCAGCCUGGGCAGCGUGGCCACCAAGCUCAACUUCUUCAUCCACAACCUGGCGCAGAUGAAGUUCACGGGCUCGGACGCGCGGCCCACGCUGUCGUUCGCGCCCCGCACGCACACCCUCAAAACGUCCGGCCGGAUCCGCGACGUCUUCCUCUGCCGCCACGAGAGGGUCUUCAACCCCAGCAAGGGCUAUACCUACGUGGUGAAGGUGCAGAGGGACAACCCGGGCGAGGUCACCUUCGUGCAGCGCACCUUCGAGGAGUUCCAGGAGCUGCACAACAAACUGCGCCUCCUCUUCCCCUCCUCGCUGCUGCCCAGCUUCCCCAGCAGGUUUGUCAUCGGGCGCUCGCGGGGCGAGGCGGUGGCCGAGCGGCGCAAGGAGGAGCUCAACGGCUACAUCUGGCACCUGAUCCACGCCGCCCCCGAGGUGGCAGAGUGUGAUCUCAUCUACACCUUCUUCCACCCCCUGCCCCGGGAUGAGAAGGCAGCCGGAACCAACCCCACCCCAAAGCCGUCAGACGCCACGUGGGCUCGAUCCCUGGGCAAGGUCGGCGGGGAGGUGAAACUCUCCAUCUCCUACAAGAACAACAAGCUCUUCAUCAUGGUGAUGCACAUCCGCGGGCUGCCACCCCUGCAGGACGGCAACGACCCCGACCCCUACGUCAAGACCUACCUGCUGCCCGACCCCCAAAAAACCACCAAGAGGAAAACCAAAGUGGCCCGAAAAACCUGCAACCCCACCUACAACGAGAUGCUGGUGUACGACGGGAUCCCCCGGGGGGACCUGGAGCAGCGGGAGCUGCGGCUGAGCGUGCUGAGCGAGGAGGGAUUUUGGGAGAACAUCCUGCUGGGGGAGGUGGGAAUUCGCCUCCGCGACCUGGACCUGGCCCAGGAGAAGAUGGGCUGGUUCGCCCUGGGCUCCCGUGGCCACGGCACCCUCUGAGUCCCCGUGGGGACCCCCGGGGUGUCCCCAAAAGUGGCUUCUUUUUUAAGUUUACCUUGUGUCAAGGGAGCAACGCGGGGAGGGCGGGGCGUGGGGCGGUUCGGGGGUUAUUUCUUCCUUUGGGAUAUCCGUAUUUUAAUUUUUUUAAUAACGAGUAGCGUGAGCACCGGGGCGGAGGUGGCACGGGGGGGUUGGGGGGUGUGUGGAACCCCCCCACCCCAGGAAUCGGGCAAUUCCCACCGCGGGGAAUUCGCUCCCAAAGGAGAGCGGCGUGGCGAAUUGCCCGUCCCGUGUGGCUGCCGGCCACCCUUGGUGUCCCCAUGCCUGGGGACAUCUGUGUCCUUCCCGCCUGCCACCCGGCCCCGGGUGCGGGCUUGGUGCCUGUGGUGCUUUGUUUACAGCGACAGCUCCGUAAACGGACGAAAUGUUUCUCAGGAUCGAGAAUAAUUAACUUUAACCUUUAUAUUAAAAGUUUUAAAUAUUG